Molecule: messenger RNA, 1074 nt
Organism: Aspergillus nidulans FGSC A4
Lineage: Eukaryota; Fungi; Ascomycota; Eurotiomycetes; Eurotiales; Aspergillaceae
Product: urease accessory protein UreD
Exons: 1
Coding region: 1-1074 (357 amino acids)
Molecular function (GO): nickel cation binding
Source: RefSeq, a predicted model, not a curated record
AUGCCAGUCAAAUCGCCCUUUGAGUCCUCGAUUGCGAAGCCCGGGCAGGGAAAAGUCGUCCUCUCACUGCUACCCCCUGCGAAUCCCUCCCUCAGCACGCUGACCUACAAAUACCCGCUCAAGCUCCUCACGCGCACCGGGGGUUUCGUGCCGCAGUCUACAUUACCCUCCGCCUUUCAACCUGUCCACCUCUACCUUCUUACAUACGGAGGAGGUCUCCUCCCGGGUGACCAGAUUGACGUCUCGAUAACCCUUGAGCCGCGUACUAGGCUCGUCGUCACGACGCCACAGGGCAGCACAAAGAUCUUCAAGACAGAAGCAUCCCCGGAGCGCACGCUUUCAGAUCAAAGUCGUCAGACUUUAGAGGUUCGCAUCGGACAAGAAGCCGCAUUGUGUUAUCUCCCCGAUCCUUCGGUGCCAUUCAAAGACAGUCGUUACGAGCAGGUCCAAACCUUCAUCGUCGAUAGUACAGCCAAGGGCUCCUCCCGAAGUAGUCUCUGCGUUCUGGACUGGGUAACGCAGGGCCGCACCUCGCGCGGCGAAAACUGGGACUUUCAUUUGUGGAAGGGAAAGAAUGAGAUAUGGCUGCAUGAUGAUCCCAUAUCAUCCCCAUCCCCUUCUAGCCAAAACAGCGAGGAGAAAGAGAAGAAGAAACUUCUUCUCCGGGACUCCCUGAUCCUUGACGAUGAAACCUCUACCUCAACUCCCGAAGCCACAAAUAACCCACCUAAAACUCUCAUCCGCGAACGCACAAGCCCACACGGCGUAAUUGGAACGCUGAUUCUCUAUGGGCCUGUAUUCGAAAAACUCUCAUCUUUCUUCGUAGACAAGUUCACCUCUCUCCCGCGCAUCGGGGCUCGGAACUGGUCUUCUUCUACGCCGGCCGCCGUGGAAGUGCCGCAGAACUUCGAUUCCCAGGUGACGUUUACUGCGGCAAGGGUGCGAGCAGGAUGUGUUCUUGUGAAAUUUGGGGCAGCGGAUUUCGAGACAGCGAAAGACUGGCUCGGCGGUAUCCUGAAGGAGGAGGGCAGUAUAGCGAGGGAAUUUGGAGAAGAUGCGCUGUUUUGUUUAUGA